GGGGUAAUCAUAUAAUUGAGGUUAUGUCAAUGUCUAUAUUUGUUUAGAAAUUUAUGAAUUUGUUUAAAUAUGAAUCGCGUUAAAUAUACUACCCCCGUGUUGCUGGAUAGUGAAUCCACUAUAGUUGUGGAAAAUAAUAUUAGAUUAUAUGACGGUGAUCAAAAAACUUCAUUCGAAGGGGGUGAAUUAAUUAUUACGACACAUAGGAUAUUAUGGGGUAGACCAGGAGCGAUAGCUAGGGGACAAACAUGUUUGUCUAUUAAUCUUGAUCUAGUAGUAUUUGUGGAAGAAGAAUCGCCUAGCGCUUUUAGCUUUAGUAGAUCACGAAAGGUGAUAUUACAUUUGUCAGAAACUCAAGAAAUAGUAGAAGGCCCUCAAUCUAGCAGUUAUUAUAAUUUUAUUAAAUUAUCAUUUCGAGAAGGUUACGCAAACAAUGUUGUUGGAAUUUUAAAUGAUCUUUUACAAAAAAAACUUUGGGAGCCUUUGACUCCAGAAAUGCCUACAGCAUUACCUCAACUGCCUUCUAUUAAACUGCGCACCGGUAUUGUUGGUAUUGAAAGGAGUUUACAAGAAAAACAGAAGGCGACUGAUGAGAGUAUAACAGUAGCAUUCCAGGAUCUUAGUAAACUUAUGACCAUGGCAAAGGAUAUGGUGAGGCUGUCUCGGACUAUAUCUACAAAAAUCAAAGAAAAGCAAGGAGAUAUAACCGAGGAUGAAACCGUAAGGUUCAAAUCUUACUUAAUGAGUCUAGGUAUUGACGAUCCAGUGACAAGGGAUUCUUACAAAUCGGAUAAUCAGUAUUAUAGAAGUCUAGCGAAGCAAAUUUCUGAUUUCCUCCUAAGCCACGUGGAAGAAAUGGGUGGAAUGAUGGCGCUGACUGACGUUUUUUGUCGUGUAAAUAGAGCUAGAAGUUUGGAGUUGUUAUCGCCUGAAGAUAUACUCAAUGCGUGUCGAGUUAUGGAGUCUUUGGGUCUACCUCUGAAACUUUAUGAAUUUAGUUCGGGUGUUAAGGUGCUGGAGUUAAGUACUUUAGACAACGAAAGUGUAGCGGAAUCCACAGCUAUUUUGAUUGAAGAUCAGAAUUCAUUGUCUGCUGAAGAAUUAUCGCAACAACUUGGCAUUUCUGUUACACUUGCUAAAGAAAGGUUGUUAACGGCUGAAAAAUAUGGAAAGUGUUGCCGGGAUGAUUCUAUAGAAGGCCUUAGGUUUUACCCCAAUUUAUUUUUAACCAAAGAGGAAUAAUAAAAUUAUAAUUUGUGAGAUGCUGCUGUUGAGCUGUCUUAUUAAAAUUUUGCGGACUGGAUAAUAGAUUCAUACUUUUAUAUGUAAAUUAUCAUGUAAGUAGUAAUUUAUUUAUUGAAGCUGAGUUUUUUAAUUUCCAAUUCAUUGGUGCUAGAACACUUGAACCGUUGCUAGAAGGACUUAUUUGAAAAAUAAAUUUUUCUAACACAG
Molecule: messenger RNA, 1452 nt
Organism: Anoplophora glabripennis (Asian longhorned beetle)
Lineage: Eukaryota; Metazoa; Arthropoda; Insecta; Coleoptera; Cerambycidae
Gene: Vps36
Product: vacuolar protein-sorting-associated protein 36
Exons: 5
Coding region: 70-1242 (390 amino acids)
Biological process (GO): protein transport to vacuole involved in ubiquitin-dependent protein catabolic process via the multivesicular body sorting pathway
Cellular component (GO): late endosome membrane; ESCRT II complex
Molecular function (GO): phosphatidylinositol-3-phosphate binding; ubiquitin binding
Source: RefSeq, a predicted model, not a curated record